AUGAAUUCCAAUAACUAGGUUUACUCAGAUCAGAAUGGCAGCUAUCUUGGAGCUUUAGUGGUGUAUGUACUGAUCGCUGCUAUGUUUUUCAUGAUUGGGCGUAACUAUGAUCGCAUUAGAAGUGAAGUCCAAAGCAGAAACCCAAUUAAGAAGCAGAACAAGGUAAAUACAAUGACUACUUCAAAGACUACUAAAACUGGCAAGGAGAAAUAUCUAGAAAAAAACCUAGAAGAAUCUAAAAAUGAAAUAAAGCAAUUGUCCUCAGAGCUAAGCAGGAUGAGGCAAAGAGAUUAGUCAUUAAGCGCUGAAAACUAAAUCUUAAAGUCCAAGUUGAUGAAUUAACAGCAUGACUUAGCCAGCUAGCUGGGAAGUUCUGCAGUGCUUAUAGGCAACCAAUAGUCAAGUGAUGACUUCAUCCAAGUCAAUACUAAUAUGGGAGGAGGCUCAAGAGAAAAUCCAAUUCAUGUCAGAUACGAAGAAAGCAAAUCAAUACCAAAUACUUCAAGCAAUACAAACACCAACAACUAAACUUAUCUAGAUACAAGCAAAAGUAGCAAAGCUGGAGAUUAGUAGAAGCAAACGAGGAAAAAAUCAGAGGAUAACUCACCUAUGAGUGAGGGCAAGGACGAGGAUGACCUUGUGAAUGAGAUAGAUAACUUUUUAAUAGAAGACGAUGACCUUUGA
Molecule: messenger RNA, 684 nt
Organism: Stylonychia lemnae
Lineage: Eukaryota; Ciliophora; Spirotrichea; Sporadotrichida; Oxytrichidae
Source: the annotation of a GenBank genome assembly